This is a messenger RNA of Xiphophorus hellerii (green swordtail), 6367 nucleotides long. It is a transcript of the gene il11ra, whose product is annotated as interleukin 11 receptor subunit alpha. Gene Ontology annotation, cellular component: membrane. NCBI's taxonomy places the organism in Eukaryota, Metazoa, Chordata, Actinopteri, Cyprinodontiformes, Poeciliidae. Gene Ontology annotation, molecular function: protein binding; cytokine receptor activity. The transcript is spliced from 12 exons. The record is from RefSeq and is a predicted model, not a curated record. The coding region runs from base 153 to 1346 and encodes 397 amino acids.
CAACUCUUUCUCAUCCCGUCUCAUCGCGUGUGUCGCUCUUCAACCAACUAGUCCGACUGUACUCUCUCUCUUCGGAGAACUGCCCGCCGAAGUCACAGCCAUGGAAGAAGACAACAUAAUAAUGCCCGUUUGACCCACGGAGCUUGUCCAAGAUGCCAGGCCUUCUGUCCAGUCCUGUUUGUCUCACAGUCAUCUGGUUUUUGUCUUGGUCACUGCCUCCCAGCCGUGCUCAGAUUUGGAGUGAUGAAGUGUCGGACGUGCAGUUUGGGCGUUUGGAGUCGAACGUGACACUGGCAUGUAGGAAGUCACAAAUCAGUUUCCCUGUGGUGUGGCGUCACAACCACAGCUCCGUGUUGUCGUGGCACCAAGUGACAUCCAACGGAAGCUUAGUCCUGUUUCUCGUCGACCUAUCAGCACAGGGCAACUACAGCUGCUAUGACGACAGCGGGCUCCUCCUCCACUCGGUCAUACUCCGACUGGGCUAUCCCCCUGGGCUGCUAAGCAUUUCCUGUCGUGUACCCAAUCACACACUUGUUCGCUGCUCCUGGAGGGACUCUGUGAAAACCUUCCUGCCAUCCAAGUACAACACCUCCUUCAGAGGGAAGGAAGAGAAGGAGCCAAUCAAAUUGUGCAUCGUGGACUCCACCAACAGGCACUGUGUCGUACAAGAGCCCGCAUUCUGGCAGACUAUCCACACAUUUGGAGUCACAGAGACAAACGCUCUUGGAUCCCAGACAUCUUACCGCAAAAUCAGACUAAAUGAGCUUUUGAAACCAGACCCUCCACGGUCUGUGUUCAUACAGGAAGUGGAAGGUUAUCCAUCAAAGUUAUGGGUUUCAUGGAAGAAUCCAUCGUCUUGGCCAGAGGACCAUUUCUUUCCCCUGAAAUUUCAUAUUCGAUACAGACCACAGGGAUCCAUGCAUUGGUCAGAGAUGAUGACAGAAGAGAAUUCAAUUGAAAUACCCGAUGCCACAGCACACCACUCCAACCAGGUUCAGGUUCGAACCCGCGACGACGUCAACCCGGAGAGCCAGUGGAGUGAAUGGAGCCCCCUGAGUUUCCAUACGCCCUGGCAAGCCGACACCACCACUCACCCUUCAGAUGACCCAGACGAUAUCGAUCUCUUCAGCACACCGUCUGAAACUUUCACCUCCAAAAUCGACGGUGUCGUGCAAGGGGAUGAUGGUAAUUUGGGUCUGGUGAUCCUCUUGGUUUUGUUCUCCAUCUUCAUACUUACCACCGUCCUUUCCCUUAUUUUUGUCAUAUGGAUGAGACAGAAACGGCGGGAACAUGCAACCAAACAAGAACUCGCCUCUAUGGUCAAGAUGAAAUCUAUGCCAAUCUAAUGAGACACUUACCUGGCAGCAUUUAAUGUGUCAAGGUUUGUUUGAAGUGUCCACAACCUGUCAGCUUCAGCAGUGAGUAAACGUCUACUCCACACCACUGUGACAUGCUGACCAUCCACAUUUCAGCUGAAAUUAUGAACAGAGCAUUACUCCAUCCAACUUCCAGGACAACGGGGACAAGAGUGGAACGGAGACUUUUUCGGUAUUUACCACAUGACUGCAGGGGAACAGUUUUGGAAGCCUCACUGAACUUAUUCGGGGGCAUCCAAUUAACUGCACUACCCAUAAUGCAUUAGAGAGUCGUCAGGAGAAACCUGAGACCAAACUCUGCGUACUUAAGCCGCGAUAACUCCUCGGAGGAACGAAAAAUAACACAGCACCACAACAAUUCUACUUUCACAACCAAUGCUGCUUCAGGUGAACUGACUCUUUGUGCCUUUUGAACUUUUUUUUUUUUUUUUUACCAACAAAAUAGGACAAGAAAUUCAGCCAAACACAAAGAGAUGAGAUUUUAUUGUGGAACCGCUUGGCUCUUUCUCCCCAACCAGAACAUUUCCAUUUCAUUCAUUUAUUUUAUGAGUCUCUCUGUGUGAAUAAACACAAUCAUUCUUACGUUGACUGACUCAAUGCUGUGAAGGAAGCAGAAGCUCUGCCAGUCUGUGUGAGUGUGUCUGAUGCCAAAGCAGCAACAAUGGGCAUUACAGCCUCUGCUGGAGGGGGUGGGUGGGAGGUGAAGGGGAGAUUAGAAAACAAUCUUUAACCUGCUUUGGACCUGAGGGACAUUAUGGGUUUUGGAGAAUGAGGGCCAAGGAGGAAAUGUUGGGUAGUAAGGACUUUAUCUGGUUUAUAAUGAACGAUUUUAUGUUGCAUGAUACCAUGAUAUGUUGCAUGAAUGGUUUUACAUUGCAUGACCCCAUUAUGCUGUCUGUCACUUAAAGUACAUGUAUUUUCUUGUUCAUUUAUGUCUUUUAUCCAUGGACAAUUUGUAUUUAUGUGACUGAAAGACUGAGAAGGAAAAGAGGAGAGACUGGCCUUUCAUACAUCACCAGCAUUAAGACGUCACUUACUUAGUCAUAUAUAAAAGAUCUCAGAAAGUUUUCGAUACACAAUUAAAUUCUAUCACCUUCCAUCACAAGUUGAACCCAUUGAAAUUGAAUUGAAAAAAUCAAUGGAAAACUACAUUAAAACGUACAGAAAUAUUCGCUUUUUGCAGACAAUUUGCAAAUAAAGCAAGAAAUGUAUAGUGUAAUAAAUAUCAAGUCCUUUUAGGGCCCUUUUAAACUGUACUAAAACCAGAACAUGAUGUUAAAAUGGUCUUUGCAGUGUGAGAGAGUUUCUCAACUGUUUGGUUCAUUGUCAUGGUGGCAUCCUGUUUCAGUGUUGCAUGAAGGAGUCCUGCAUUGGUAACCUUGUUCAUGAUAUGUGGGGAUUAUGCACCACAGUUGGUUUGGUCAUCAGAAUUUGAGACACUGGCCUACAAACUAAUUCUACUCAAACUCAAGAACUCAAGUAAUUUAUUACUUUGCAGACCAGCUGCUAUUCACACAAGGCUCUCCAGGCUGCAACCAAUAGGAUCUUACCGAGCAGCUUAAACACACACUCCAUGCUAAUAAAUACACUCCCUCCUUGAACAUAGAUAUAGUUUUGUACUGGGCGUCAAACAAGGUUCCACAGAUGUGGAGAAGUGCACACAACUCCAAAUUGUGCAUAUACAACUUGUGCAAAAAGUUUUAUUAUUCUUGCUGCAGUUCAGAAUUAAAAAAAUAAAAUAAAUAAAUACCCAGAAGCCGCUUCAUAGUUGCAUAAAAGUAAUUGCAAGCAUGAACACUCCAGUACCAAUUACUUUAAUUUCUCUCAUUUCAUACAAAUUGAUCUGUUGAGAUCUCAAGGCAUGCGUGCUUUCAGAGCAUUAUCCAAAGGGGCGUGGUUUACAACACCAGGCAUUUUUCUCAUUAAUAUGAAUCUGAUGAAUCUUAAGAGGAAAUUCCUGCUAACCUUUGUGUCACGUUUCUUAUUCAGACUGCAAUUGUAAUACAGGCAAAGUUGCUGCUCACUAUCCUCAGUGUUAUGAACUACGUCAUAUUCUGCUGACCAGCGUAUUUUUCAGAUUGUGCAAAGACUGAAAGAAGAUUAUGUGAUGGAUCAGGAGGUGGAUCGAUUUACCACCUUUGAGAAAGCAUAUUGACCACCGAAGAAAAGUUUGCUUCGAAGGCUGGCGAUGAGUAGGGGGAAGGAGGAAGACUAAGCAGAAGCCACUAAGGUUAAAAUCAUUACAUGCAAGCACUACAUAAAUAAUUGUGGUGCCACUUUCUCUGAAGGCUGAAACUGAAGGUUGAGGUGCAGAAACCUCACAUAUAGAGUGGUGACAGAGAUUAAACAAAUUGUCAGAAGAGUAAUAAAAUAAUUGGCCUCACUAUGAAAUGUAAAAUCUGGGUAGGAUUUGGCACGACCCAGUCUGAAUGAUCAUGAGGGUUUUAGAGACCAUGAGAUGGUUUUAACCCAGUCUAAAGGGGUCUUACAAAAUCCUGGGAGUUGUUAUUAAAGACUUUAUUAAAGAAAAAGAUCAUCUAAAGAAAAAGGUUACAGUUAUCAACGUCAUGUAGAAAGAGAAGAAAGUUUAAAGUCCUAUGUGAAGUUACAUUUUUUGCUUCUGUAUGUUAAGGUAGUUGAUUACAAAAUGAAAUUAUUAGACAUAUAAUGUCCAAGAGAAGAAUAAGAAAAUCAAAGCAUUUCAUUUUCCAGUAAAACUGAUAUGAAAGCAUCUUCCUUAGAAGUCUACUAAAGAGCUAUGUCAAAGUCUGACACAUAUAGUCAUAGUUUCUGCUGUUUAACCCCUUCUUUCAACACCGGAGGAUGCAGAAAGUUUGCAUAUAGCAGAUCAUAUUAGUAGGAUCCAAAUAUUUGCAUUGCAACUUAUUUCUAUUUUCAACAUGGGGCUCCUUUUACUUCAGGGAGGUGGCUUGUGGACAGUUGCGACGGAUGUUAGCAUGUGGUUUUGAACACCACCGUAAAUGAAUGGGUUUUGGUAUGCUGAAGACAUUGAGCACUUUUUGAGGAACACAGUAAAGGCUGGGAUCGGGUGAGAAGAUUCACUUCAACUGCAUUAAUGAAACCUAUGGUUGUUUUUUGAGGAUUGCACAGCUUUGUCACAUUGAUAAACUCUGAUAUUGUGUUAAUUAACUGUCAACUUGUCAGUGAAAGUUUAUAUACUGUAACUGUAUGUGCACAAGAUAAACUGACAAGGGUCGCUUUCACUCUACACACCAACUCACAAAAAUGUUAACGUUCUGAAAUACCUCUUUUACAGCUUUUUCCUUUACUUCCUCCUUCAGUGCUUUUCUUUCUUUUAUCCUUUGAUUUUAUUUUGCAAAUGUAAAGGUUUUUUUUUGUCUAAUUCUAGUUUUAGAAACACAAGGGUGCAUCUAAGUCAAAUUGUUCCAGUUUGACGACUCUAUGUUUUCUAAAGCUAAUUUCAUAUAUAUUUUUUGCAUGGAUUCCAGCAAAGCUUACCUGUAUAUUAUCACUGUAUAUCACAGAUAAUGGAUGUUAAAGUGUAUGUGAUGUUUAUAAACCUGUUCAUAGGGGUAGGUUUGCAGACAUGGUUUGCUCAGUCCGAAAUUAACAAAUAUUUUAGAGAAUUAGUGAAAAGAUUUUGAUUGUGACGUUUGAACUCUCAAAAGGGAAUCCUGUUGGUACAGUGCCUUGCAAGAGUAUUUUUAUAUAAUCAUUCGAACACAUGGACACGCUUUCAAUUUACCUUCAAUCAAAUGUCGCCCUAACUCAAAUCAUCCAAGUAUCUUCAAAGAGUCUUCAGCAGCAGCUAGUAUUGCAAUGAAUCUGAAAAGGCCUCUGACUGAAGACUGUCUCUGUAUGACAGUCAUGACAUGUGGAUUAAUAUUUGGGCAGCAGAGGCGAUAUUUCACAGUACCAUGUGGAAUAUCUGUUGUUGACAAGAGCUGCUAAUCCACCUCAUUUACUUUUACUGCUCCAGGAUUGUCCAGUAUAUAGUUCCAUCCAUCUUGCUUCUGUAUGCUUCGUUGUCCUUGCGGAAAAAAUAAACAAGCAUCCCCACGUCAUGCUUCUGCCAUCACCAUGUCUCUCCAUGGGGCGUUUUGCAUGCAGGCCAGGAAGCUUAAUUUUGAUCUCAUCUGACCAGAUAAACUUUUUGACAUAAAAUGUACUAAUGUUUCAUUAGUGAAUACUUCUGCAAGGAACUCUAAAUCAAUACACAUAACACAUAGUUUAGGUUUAGAACUAGCACUACUGACUGAGUAUAAUUCAUGUCUGCAGAACCUUUCCUGCUAUAUGUAUUUGUGUCUUUGACCCCAGUUACAUGAAGCUGUGUUGCUGUACACUUACUGUAUGGAUAGUGAAUCAGUUUUAUUCUGACAAGCUUAAUUCUAGGACUCAUUUUAUUUCUGUCCUGUCAAGUGAACCAUAGAUUUUCUCUCUGACCUCUUCCCUUAAAUUUUGUGUCAAUAUUCGGAUUUCUUUUUUAUUUUAUUUUUAUUUUAUUUUUUUUACAUAUUAUGGAUCAAACUGGAGUUGGAAGGUGGCACAACUUGCUCAAUGAAAAGCAGACAGACUAUACCCCUAAUUUUGACAUCUUGCUGAAAUUAAUGAAUUUGUGUUUGAGGUUCUGAAAAAAAGUCAUAUUUGCAGAUUGGUGCUUAGUUCAGUAUCAGUCAUUCAUUUCCCUUGGUUUGAGGUUGACAGCUACCUGCUUUGUUUCUACAUCGUGAGCAUCUAUGGAUGUAUUUCUGUUUCACUUUGGUGGUGUUUUCUCUGGUUCUGUGGACAGAAUUCUUUCAUUAUCCCUCUGCAGUGUGAUACUGCAUGGAGCCUGUUGGUUUUUAAUCUUACAAGCUCAAUACACUCAGGCAUCCUCGCUCAGAUGUAAAUAGUUUUUCUUUUUUUUUCUUUUUUUUUUUUCUUGCAAUAUGUGUACAACACAUAUCAUCAUAAGCUGUUUUUCUUCCUGUACUGGUAUGUUUCUGUGAAAUAAAUACUAUUUUACCACA